GAAUAUGAACUCUAUCUGUGAUGUUAGCUGCCGGUUAGCUACAAUAUCGGUUUGUCAGCUGAAACAAUAUCGCUAAUGAUCCUCUUGAAGACAAGCUUGCCGUCGGGUAGUAAUUGCUUAUAAAUACACACACCUGCAACCAGAAUCACCAUGAACAAGACAAAGAUAAAGAAAUCAAAGGUACCAGGAGGACAGAAGAACAUCUCAUCCUUCUUCUCUUCUCAAAACCAGCACAUGGUUGAACCUCAGAUCAAACGGGGCCAAACCUCAACAAUCGGACCCCAGUCCCCCUUAAAGAGGAGUAUCCUUGGGGACCUUGAAAAUCUCCUGCCCUCCUCACCAGAUCUUCUCCUCUCUGUGCCUGAGACCCCCAACAGUCAGAUCAGACCUGCUUCUUCUUCAUCCAGUGAUCCCGGUCGCCUGAGUCCUGUGCCCCGCAGAGGGGGGAUAGGCUUGGAGAAGCUUGGCCAUCUGUCCCCUAUCUGUCGUAGUCCUCGCUCCAAAGGGCAGCUUGUUGGGAGAGUAAAGACUGAGGAGGAAACAAAAAUGAAGAGACAAGAGGGAUGUUCUAGCUCCUCAAAAAGGCUCUUCAGCCCUUCACAUGAGUCCCGCAAUGCAAAGAGACCAAGAACCCCCAAUUCACCCGCACAAAUAACUCCACUCACCCCCAUCGGCAGCAACUUGAAGGUGACGAGGCCUGUGAUUGGUCCUCUAAAGACACCUGUUUUCUCCUGUAACCAGUCAGAGGGUCGACAGAAAAAUCAUCAACAAGAGGAAGGAAAGAAUGAAAACAACUCUGGUUUCACGGUGAUAUCAGAGCAGAAGAUAUCUGAACUGAAAGCCAAUGAAAAUCCACAAACUGGUCUGGUUAAGGAUACUCACAGUCUGACUGCCCAACCAGGGACACAAACAGCUGCAGCAAAGAGAAAUUCAAUCAGCGCAAAGACCGACCUCAACAAAAAGGAAGAGGAGACCGAGGCUGUUAGAACAGCAGUGACAUCAUCAAAAGGAGUCGGAGACAAAGUGGCAUCGUCAGUUCAGGAACGAGGGGAAGUAAUGACGUCAGCGUGUCCUGAUGAAGAGGAGCUGGACGAGAGCUGGUUUGCAGACCAGAUGGAUCAUAAUGAAGGACCUGUCAGAGGGACGGAGGAGAAACCUAAAAAACACCAUAAGGUGCCUGAUCAUGUCAUCCUCUCUGGAGGCCUCAACAACCGCUACUGGGUUUUAGACAUUGAGGAGAGGCCUGGCUGUAAAACGCUGACCAUCUCAUGCUCCAAAUCUCUACAUCCCACUGAGACGUGUGUGCUGAAGGAUGGAUGGGAGAUGACGCCCGUCUGUCGUGGUGAUGUGGUGCAUCUAGAGGGCUGCCGUGAUGGUGGGUCCUGGUCCGUAGACAGGGAGCAGGGCUUCCUGAUUUUACUACCCGACAGUCUCAUCUCAGGAACCAGCAUCUCCAGCUCCAUCCGCUGCAUGAGGCGAGCAGUGCUGGGAGAUAUGUUCAAGAGUUUUGAUGGCGGCUCCAAACAAAUGCUGAACGGCACCAUUGUCCAUGAAGUCUUCCAGAGAGCAGCUAGAGCGAAAGAUUUUUCUUUGGAGGGGCUGUCUAAGCUGGCUGAGCAGGCCCUGCAUAGUCCUCAGUACCUAGGAGACAUGUACAGUUUGGGUGUUAGCCAGGAAGAGAUGAAGCAGGAGCUGCAUGCAUAUCUGCCCUCACUGGAGCAUUGGGCGAAGGAUUACCUCAACUCCCCAACACCAAAAGCUAUCAGCCUCAAAAUCCCAAGCAGCAGCAGCAGAGCUCCUAGCAGGGGUCAGGACUCAGCCACAGUGGUCACAGUCACAGAGCUGGCUGACAUAGAGGAGAAUGUGUGGUCACCCAGGUUUGGUCUGAAGGGGAAAAUCGAUGUGACUGCACGGGUUCAAAUCCAAAGGCCACGAAACGGUACUCACAGAACCCUGGAGGAGAGGACUGUCCCUCUGGAGCUGAAAACUGGACGGGAGUCAAAUUCUAUAGAGCAUCGCAGUCAGGUGAUUCUUUACACUCUGAUGAGCAUGGAGAGAUACAACUCUGAAGCUGGCUUCCUGCUUUACCUCAAAACUGGCAACAUGCACCCUGUAGUGGCCAGUCACAUGGACCGCAGAGAGCUACUGAAGCUGAGGAACACCUUGGUUCAUCACAUUCACAACUGUGUGGAGAAGGAAGUGAAACAAAGUCGUUUGGCGCGACUUCCUGACAUCCUGACAAACAGACAAACCUGCCAGUACUGUCCACAGAGGAGGAACUGUGCUUUAUAUGAGAGGUCGAUGGGUAGCAGCUCUGCAGAUGCUGUUGAGGAUGGUGUGCGUGACUUCUUGCAGCAGGAGACAGGCCACCUGUUUCCACAACAUCUAAACUACUUUUCCCAUUGGCUGCUGCUCUGCUGCCUCGAGGCUGGAACCAUGGAGACCAAGAGUGGCAGAAAGCGUGUGUGGCUCCAGACAGCUGAGGAGAGUGAGAAGAGUGGGAGCUGUUUGGGGAACGUGCAGCUGAGCGGUGCAGUCACUGUGCAGUCUGACGGGGUUUUCCUCCAUCGUUUCCAGCGGAGCAGUGGAAGUCAACAGAAGGGUUUGACUAACAGCGGUUUGGCUAGUGGGGAUCGUAUUGUUGUUAGCGACCAGGAAGGUCGACUGGUUGGUUUGGCAACAGGAUACCUGUCUGAAGUCAGCAGAACAUCAGUCAGCUGCACCCUGGACAGAGAUUUGUCAAAGUUCAGUGGUGUGUUGUUUCGAUUGGAUGGUGACGAAGGCGUGGUGGGCCUCAGCACUCAUCUAACCAACCUCUCCAGACUGAUGGAAAACUGCCAGGAUAGUGAUCGUCUAAGGGAGCUGAUUGUUGACCUUCGUCCUCCAACGUUUAUUUCAAACCUCAGUUCUGUGUUGCCAAGAGAUGCCAAAGACAUCGUGGCCAACAUCCUCAAAGGUCUCAACAAACCCCAGAAGCAGGCCAUGAAGAAGGUGCUGUUAUCCAAAGACUACACACUGAUUGUUGGCAUGCCAGGCACAGGCAAAACCACCACCAUCUGCACCCUGGUUCGAAUCCUUCACGCCUGUGGGUUCAGUGUGUUGCUGACCAGCUACACACACUCUGCUGUGGACAACAUCCUGCUGAAGCUGAAGAGGUUCCGGGUUGGGUUCCUGCGUCUCGGGCAGGGGCAGAAGGUUCAUCCCGACAUUCGGCCUUACACAGAGGAAAGUUUGAGGAAAAAGGGAGUUCACACACUGUCAGAGUUGGAGCAGCUUUACAAUAAGGAGCUGGUUGUGGGAACCACCUGUAUGGGCAUCAAACAUCCCAUUUUCACCCGCCGACGCUUUGAUUUCUGCAUCGUAGAUGAAGCUUCACAGAUCAGCCAGCCAAUCUGCGUGGGACCCCUCUGCUACGCCAAGAGAUUUGUCCUGGUCGGGGAUCAUCAACAGCUGCCACCAAUAGUGCAAAAUCAGGAAGCUAGGUCACUUGGGAUGGAUGAAAGUCUGUUUAAGCGACUGGAGCUCCAUAGUGAAGCAGUGGUCCAACUGAAUGUGCAGUACAGGAUGAACAGGCAGAUCAUGUCUCUCAGUAACUCCCUGAUGUACGAGGGUCGACUGGAGUGCGGCUCUGAGAGGACAGCCGAGGCUCUGCUCACUCUGCCCUUCCUGCUCUCUGUCCAAUCAGAGCUCAGGUCCUGCUCUGACACUGAUCCACAGCACUACCUGGCUUGGGUGCAGGCCACAUUGUUGCCUAGCAACCCUGUUUGCUUCCUAGAUUGCUCAAUGGUGCCAGCACUCGAGUCUGUGGAGCAAGGAGGUGUUAGCAAUCACACUGAGGCAGCUCUCAUACACAAGUUGCUUUCAUUGCUGAUAAAGGCUGGAUGUAAACCCAGUGACAUAGGCGUCAUCGCCCCCUACAGACAGCAGUUAAAGAGCAUCUCUGCUCUGCUGCAGUCCUCAUCUUUCACUGGUGUGGAGGUGAACACAGUGGACAGAUAUCAGGGACGAGACAAAAGUCUGAUAAUUUUUUCUUUUGUCAGGAGCACUGCAGAGGAGGGACAUUUAGGAGAACUGUUGAAGGACUGGCGUCGCCUGAAUGUGGCCAUCACCAGGGCCAAACACAAGCUGCUGAUGGUGGGCUCUGCCACUACACUGCGACGCUACGCCCCUGUGGAGAAACUUCUGAACCAUCUCCAGCAGGAGAACAUGAUUAUUCAGCUCCCGCCGGCUGCCCACAAAGCCUUACCGAGCGUGUCCCUGUGAUUGAAGUCUGUGAAGCCAUGCUGCUGUUCCAUGAUGCCAGUAUCUGCCUGUUUCAAUGUCAGUGGAGCACCUGAGUCUGCAAAAACACUGAAUGCCAAGGGUCUGUGAUCAAACAUAAGAGCAUAUAUUGUUUUUAUUUCUGUCUUUUGGGAUAAAUAGUCUAUUAAAACGAUCUUAAUGGAA
Messenger RNA from Labrus mixtus (cuckoo wrasse), 4446 nucleotides. RefSeq names its product DNA replication helicase/nuclease 2 (gene dna2). The coding region runs from base 151 to 4263 and encodes 1370 amino acids. The transcript is spliced from 25 exons. Lineage: Eukaryota; Metazoa; Chordata; Actinopteri; Labriformes; Labridae. Gene Ontology annotation, molecular function: 5'-flap endonuclease activity; single-stranded DNA helicase activity. Gene Ontology annotation, biological process: replication fork reversal. The record is from RefSeq and is a predicted model, not a curated record. Gene Ontology annotation, cellular component: cytoplasm.